UUUAUUUGGGGGGAGGCAAACGUCAAAAGAGAAAAAAAAAGAAAAUGUCGAAGCGAACGACUCCCAGUGUCGCAUAGCAGCAGCGGACGAAGUCCUCGGUGGGCACUGGGCAGGCAACUCGAUACCUCGGAGAAAGGGGCAUUCAGAGGACUUUUCUGCAUUUCAAGGCCAAUGCAGAGGCGAUCACAGCAACCGACGCCGAAAUCUAAAUCGCCAAACCAAAUGUCAGGCAAAAGGAAGCGCUCGCUAAGCCCUUCUAUCGUGAAUGAUAUGACUAAGGGCCCUUACUACAUUUUGCGUCGGGUCCUUGUUGGAGUUUGUUUUAUCCAAGUGAUCAUUACUGGCUUUCUGGCCAUUUGCAUCUUCAAUUCAGCCUUUUCAUCUGUGAGGGGCAUUGAAAGUUUACCUGAAGUGAAACCUAAAACAUCUACUGGAAAGCAGAAGAUCAAGGGACAUGGGGGUCAAGUCAUUGAUUUUGAUAUUGGAGAAAAUGAAGCCGCCAUAGUAUUAUCCCAACACGAGGUAAAGCCAAAUCGAUUAGAAGUCAAAUGGGAUGAAGGAGGCUCAAAUGGGGGUGGUGCUGUGACACUUCCUGUUGUUGAGAUGUGGAGUAAAGCAGCAAUAGGGACUUACCUCUGGCAGCAUAUCCUUGAAGGUGAGGAGAGUUUGGAUGAACUGAUUCCAGGGGCAACAGUUGGUGAACUUACAAUGCCAGCAUUUGUCUUGAGAUAUAGAUCAGGUCCUGGUAUUGUACCUGAGACAGUGCCACAUGAUGUAACUCACUUAGUGCUUGUGGUCAAUGGGCGCACAGAGGAAAAAAUUGGGCAUGCAAAAGUUUGGCUGGAUGAUUUAGUUACAUGGGAGAAACCUCCAGUGACAAUUUUACUUAUGGGAAAUGAAAAAUGUGAAAACCGUUGGAUUGAUAAAUAUAUGGCACCAAAAGGACCCGUAACAUCUGUUCUGCUUACUUAUGAUGACCCACGAGUGGACCAAGUAACCUUUCAUCAGUGGCCCCUAGGUGUAGCAACGUACAGACAGUUCCCUGUUAUUGAAGAAGAGAAGAUUUCACCUGAAGCUCCAAGGAAGUAUGUGUGUAAUCUACGUGCAACAUUGCAUCCCAAUUCAAGUAGGAUUGCACUCCACAAUUUCUUGAAGAAUGAUGACUUUGCUUCUGCCAGCUGUUUUAUAUCGGUUAGAGAAAACUGGCUGCCAAAUGAGACACCUGAAUCCAUGAAGGACUAUGUUGAAUCCCUUUUGCAGUCAGAUCUGACUCUGUGUCCAGCUGGUAUGAAUACCGAAACAUACAGGGUUUAUGAAGCACUAUCAGCUGGAAGCACACCUGUGAUAGAAGACAUAACAACUCCAGGAGGUUGUGAUGCCAAACCAUGGAGACUACUGAAAAAACACGGUCCACCAGUAAUCUGGGUUAAAUCCUGGGAACAGCUUCCAAAAAUUUUGGCCAAAGAAAAAAGAUACAGUAAACAAUACAAAGCUCUCCGGCGACUUCGUGUAUCCCAGUGGUACGAAUGGUUUAAACUGAAGAUGCGAGAUAGGUUUAUCUCAAUUGUAACUUCUUUGCUCUUGCGUCCUGCUUGAAGAAAAAGUUGUAUGGAUGUUUUAAGUAACCAACCACUGUGCAUGCAACACAUUGUUCUCCUGUCAAUCGAAGAUUCAAGAUUUCUUCAAGUGGAUAGAUGUUUUGCACUAUUUAUUCAGCAUUGUUCACCAGUUGUGUGUGUGAUUCAAGCAAUUAUGGCUUUUUAAUUCUCAUAAGGUUGACAUCAUUUGGUCUCUGCAGUACUGAAAGUCUUCACUGGUAAGUGCAGAGAAUUUUCAGUAUGAAUUAGUGUUGUGUAGAAAAGGUUCUUAAUUUUCAUCUAAAGUUUUGACUUUAGAAAUUUCAGCUUUUUAGUAAAGAAAGGUGCUAUAGCAGUUAAGUCAUGUGAAUACUCAUAAUAGUGAUGCUUUUAGAGUUGAGUUUUAUCUUAGGCUUUAUUUUUAUUGAGGUGUGUGUGUGGCAGAUGUUGGUUUUGGAAAAUUUGGCUGUUUAAUCUGGUAUGUACAUUUUGUAUAGUUUGAAAAAAGGAGCAAGACCAUAAACAAAGUAAAAAGGAUCAAAAUAAAAGGGGCUGGUCCAGCAACUGAAGCCCAGGUUUAGAAAUGGUUUAGUGGAGAUUUAAGUCCUGCUUUUGGUACUGAGAUAAGAGAUGCAUUAAAAUGCAUUGAAAUUGUGGAAAAAAUGUGGUGGUCAUUAAAAAUCAGAAAAGAAUGAAAUUUGAAAAAUUAUGAGUUCUUAAUAGAAUCCCAUAAGAUGAUUACUUUGUAUUUUCUUUAUUUUCUUAGUGGUGUUGUUGGUUAAACAGUAUGCAGUAUUUUUACAUAGUAAUUCCAGAACUGAGGUAGUUGAUUUCACAAAAACUUUGUCCUCCCAGAAAGUAUAAUUUUGUGAACCAUAAUAAUGAGCUAGAGCAGGCUCACUACGUACUUAAUGUCAAGGUCAUUUUUCAUCUUAAGUCAGCCUGUUUUCUAAAGUUGACUGAUGAUGAGGCUGUUGGUACCAUAGACAUAAGGGAAGAGAUUAGACAGUUGCGUGACUGUCGCUUGCAAGUAAGGCGCCAUUGCUCGUGUUGAUUCCCAGGUAUGGCAGCAGCAACAGAGCUACCUCUGGCACCCAUUGCUGUUUCAUCAACUGUAUUUCAUGUAGGAACAGGAUAAAAAAAGAAGAGGGGAUCACGUUUCACAAGUAAGAGAUGUAUUUUCAUUCAUGAAAAUCUUUAUAACUGUGUUGAACCAACCUCAAGUAAACAUGUGUUAGAUCAUAGUCAACUUGCAGUCAACUACACACCUGCUUUUUGAGCUAAUAAAAUAAUGAAUGUUGUAAUAAGCUUUGCAUUAAAGCCUAUUUAACAUUAAAUUCAUAUAGCCUAAUAAAUUAGCACAUGUUAAGCCUGACAAUUUUCCUUAUCACUAGGCCUGCUGCAGUUUUAAGUGUUAAUAAAGUGUUAUAAUGCUAAUAAAGUGUUACUAUGUUAUCAAUAAGUUCUCAAACCACCUUGUAUGGAGAGGACUCAGCUGAAUUUGAUCUGCCAGAACACUUGAAGGUAGCAUUUUUCAAUUAUACCAUUACCAUUUUUUACUUCAAAUUCAUACUAUGUACAUUAUAGUUUUUAAAGUAAACUUUACCUACAAGGUAGUCUACUAGGGUUGAUCAUCAAAUAACCAAGGGUAGCCUAUCACAGCCUAACCUUAGCAAAGGGAGCUUAACUUGGCAUAACCUUCAGGAAUGCUGAUUUUUCUUUUUGUCCCUCUCACAGGCUAUGAAAUACAGCUCAAGUCUUGUCUAGCUGUGAAAAUCUAACUAUGUUAUUCUUAUGUUAUUUCUUGAAGUGAUUAGUGCACAAUUCAUGACAAUAGUAGGUAUGUAUAGUUAAAAGCUGUGAAGGUUAUGCCAAGUUAAGCUACCUUUGCUAAGGUUAGGUUAUGUUAGGCUACCCUUGGACUCUUAUAUGAGAUGACAGCACUGGAGAUGGACAAUUAUUUUAGCAUACUGUUGUCAAAUUUUACUGCAUGUCAUUUUGACCCAUGAAUAAAGAAUGAUAAUGGUAAUUAGUUCUGCCUCUAAGAGUAAAAUUGUAAAUUAUGGAGGAAAGAAUGGCACAUAACAUUGGCAAAUUGGUAAACUUUAUUGGUCAAGUUUAUAAAAGCUACAGCAGCCAGAGUAAAUAUUUUUUAUUUCCUGGUGAAUGCUGCAAAGAUCUUUUUACCAAUCUUUAAAGACUGCUAAGAAAAUUGGCUGUCAGUGCAGCAUGAUAAUAAAGUUGUAACAUUGCCAUAUCUGCAAAACUUGAUGCUUAACUGUAGAAAAAAAUAUACUAGUAAAAUUAAAUAUUUUUAUUUCUGCAUACAGUACAUAUUGUAUUUAGUAAAUGGUACAUAAAUCAUUUGACAGUCUGGAAGGACAGCCGAGAAAACAUGUUUUAAAUAAAGAGUACAGGGUUUCAUAAUUAAAUUGCAUGAGUUGGAUCAUUGUUUACAUAAGAAUCAACCCAUAGCAAUGGUGCCAGGCAGUGCAUGUCACAAACUGUUUGGCUAUCGCAGGCUGUCCCAGUCUCUCCCUUUAUAUCUGUGGUUGGUACUUUGACUUUACUCCAUUUUUGUAUUUUCGUUAAGCCAUCUGUGCUACCAAGGGUAAAGCUAAUAACGUGGCAGUAAGUCAUAAAAUCCUUUAGUAGAUUUUAGGGUUAAAGGAAGGCCCUCAUUUGUGCUCACUUCGUGCAUCUCAUAUACUUUGUAAAACCUUGAGUGGUGAGUUAGCCAAGCAUAAGACACCGGAAGUGAGGUGAGAAGCAUACUGUAAGCUUGACAUUUCAUUCUCUGAACGAGAAUCGCCUUACCAGAGAAUAAAUGAAAUAGAAGUGGAAUAUUUGGUUGGAAGAAAAGCUUAAAAUUCACCAUCCAAUAGAGAUGCAAUUUUACAUAAAGAAAAAAAAUAUUUGAGAGGUAUGUCAGUGUAUGUAGCAUUUGUAACCAGAAGGAAACUGACUCAAGUACUAUUAUACUUAGUAUAUUUAUGAAUUCAAUGGUACCCUCAGAUAUUGUCAUCCAUGAUGAAAGUUCCAAGUGGUCAGUUAUUACCUAGGUUUUUCUCAAGACUUAGCCAUCUUUUAACAGUCAAGUAAUUUUCUAAAAAAAAUUUAUGUAAUCAGCGUGCCUCUGUGUUACCUCCACAUCACCAUUCAUUAAGUUGUCUCUAUUGCCACAAUGUUUGUAGUCAAAUGAGGUCACGUUUGAUGAGUUUCCAUUAGGUUGGUCAAGGAUAAUAUUUUAGUGUUACCAGUAGCUCUACCUUUUUAAUGAGUAAUGUUCAUAUUAUAAUACUGUACACAUUAGUGCUUUGACAGUAGAUUUAUUGUACAUAUGAACAUCUUAUUUUAAGUAUUUUUGAGUUAUACAUAUAUACUUCAGCUUGUAUUUACAUAUGAUCACAGACUUCAGCUUGUAUUUACAUAUGAUCACAGGCUAAUAUGUUGGUAAUUCUCUCUAAUGGGAGUGUGAUUUGACAUAUUUUUUUUACAUGUAUAAAAGGAAGGCAGAUACAAAGAGAAAUCAAGCUCUUGUUAAUGUUGCUUGCCUCAUGAGCAAGGUAAAUUUCGAUUGAAGUUCGUUAUAUUCUUUGAGAUGAUAAAGUUGUUUUAACUAUGAGAAUUUUGAGAGCAAGAUUUAUACCAAAGAAUCUAGUAGACCAAAUAUAACUUUUUAUGAAAGGAGAGUCUUAUCUAGAGCUAAUCAUAUAUGGUUAUAAGCACAGUUUUCUGUUAUGUGUACUUAUGCCAGGUAUAUCAUAGAGGAAUGUAUAAUUUUUUCCUUGAAAGAUUUUAAGUCUGCUGGGUGGUGAUACUGUAUGUAGUUUCCAACUUUAUUCUAGUGGAUUACAGGAUUUGCAGUUGUUAAAUGUAAUUUUUUUGCCAGAAUAUUUUAUGCAAGAGUUAUAAGCUAAUUUAUUAUUUGCUUAAUAUAUUAUGCAUUAUUAAAUAAGAAAGUUUGAAUAUGUUUUUGUUAAUUUUAGGUAAUUAAUAACAUCUAGAAGGUGAUAAUAUUUUUAUUCUUAAUUUUUUAAUAGUCAAAUUUCUAUUUUUUUACUUCUUUUCUCAGAUUGUUUAGUUCCUAGAUAUUCUAGCAGAAUUGAAAUUUGGAUGUACUUGAUAUAUUUUUAAAACCAUUGUUGAUGCCAGUUAUUUUUAUAGUUAAGUUUGUAAAGAAGCUUAUGCAUAAGGUUCAAGAUUUUUAAAUAUAGAAAAUGUAAGACUUGCUUAGA
Molecule: messenger RNA, 5815 nt
Organism: Macrobrachium nipponense
Lineage: Eukaryota; Metazoa; Arthropoda; Malacostraca; Decapoda; Palaemonidae
Product: ribitol-5-phosphate xylosyltransferase 1-like
Biological process (GO): protein O-linked glycosylation via mannose
Cellular component (GO): Golgi apparatus
Molecular function (GO): ribitol beta-1,4-xylosyltransferase activity
Source: RefSeq, a predicted model, not a curated record